AGUGAUGCUAAUGACGACGAUGAUGAUGAUAACGAUAAUGACGAUGAUGACGACAAUAAUGAUGAUGACGAUGAUGAUGAUGAUGACGAUGAUGACAAUGACGACGUCGACGAUGAUGGUGAUGACGACGGCAGUAUUGUUAGCGAAGGCAUUAGCUUUGCACUACUGCAACUGUUUGUAAAAAGGUUUGAUUUGGCCUGA
Messenger RNA from Gongylonema pulchrum, 201 nucleotides. The record is from the annotation of a GenBank genome assembly. Lineage: Eukaryota; Metazoa; Nematoda; Chromadorea; Rhabditida; Gongylonematidae.